Haliotis rufescens (red abalone) is the source of this 1262-nucleotide messenger RNA. Its product is annotated as protein FosB-like. Gene Ontology annotation, molecular function: DNA-binding transcription factor activity, RNA polymerase II-specific; RNA polymerase II cis-regulatory region sequence-specific DNA binding. Lineage: Eukaryota; Metazoa; Mollusca; Gastropoda; Lepetellida; Haliotidae. The record is from RefSeq and is a predicted model, not a curated record. Gene Ontology annotation, cellular component: nucleus. Gene Ontology annotation, biological process: regulation of transcription by RNA polymerase II. Bases 320 to 1042 code for a protein of 240 amino acids. The transcript has 4 exons.
UGGUUUCUACGUUCAGGUGGGCUGCGCAAUGUGCGACAGUUUAUCAAUCAAUAUUUACGUCUGUACUGUCGUUACAGUCGAGCCGUAUACCUGGUGGUAACGAAAUGCGGCGAUGGGGCUUUUAAAUAAGUCAAACAAACCCGUCAUAGCCGUUGACUAAAUAGGUCAGAGGGGCGUUGUCGACUGUGGCGCGCGUGCCGAUGAUUGACAGCUUGUAUAUAACAGGUCUCGGCAAGCAGUAUGCUUCAGUUGGAGCGUUGAAACGGUCGCGGAAACACCAGUCAGGCUCCAGGAUAUUUUAAAGACGCACGCGAUCACAAUGACCGACUCGGACACACGGCGUUCGUCUCAGAAUGACCACACCCAUGAUAUCCUGACAGCCAAUCUGCCUCAUCCCGGACAAGCCAAACCCGACCCCCGUCUGCAGCAGGCCGUAGAUGAGGCGUGUCGCAUGCAUCAAGUGACUCCCAUCCUGAAGGAAGAGUUGCGAGCCGCGAUCAUGUUGAGGCGACUGUCGAGCGGUCAAGGGGAGAUAACCCACGAGGAGACUCGCUCGACGGUGUAUGAGCUGACGGCGGACGAGGUGGCGAAGCAGGAGCGAAGACGUGCACAGAACCGGGUGGCAGCUCAGAGAUGCCGGAAGAAGAAACGCCAGGAGCAAGAGACGUUCCUGCAGUUAUUCUCAGAGCAAAGCGACAAGCGACAAAAACUCGAAGAGGAAGUGGCUGAACUGCGAGAGGAGAAGCGCCGACUUGAGGCCAUGCUCGUCCAUCACAUGCUCACACGCGCAUGUCAUAAAGGUCACGUGACACCUCCUCAAAAUGGCCGAUGUGGUUCAUUUUCCCCAGCCAUCUCAAACACCACGUCCGAAGAUGAGAGUUUCUACGACUUCUUUCAGGACGACACGAAGAAAUUUCUUCCUGUUGAAACCUCCGUGAACCUGCUUUCAAAUGACUUUGAGCCCGCACUACCGGGAGAUGAAGCCUCCGUGAUCUACAACCUCGACAAUCGCCAUUUCCUGGCCGAUCUCACUAAUGAUUAGUGACUUUUGUAGUUAGUUGUGCUGCUGUUUACAAAUAACUGUACCUCAUUCAAAUCCUCUAUUUUGUAACAAGGGAGUUGUUACCGCAUUACACAGUGAUAUUAAUCGCCCGGGGCGACGUUGUUUAUGUAUAUGCAAAUAUUUAGUUUGGAUUGCGAUAUUUGACGAGUGGCUGAUUUUUGUAUGAGUUUCAGAGAUGGAUUAAACUGUUUAUUACCAA